CUGUCCAAGCAAUGCCCGUAUAUCCGCAUUGCAUUGUAUUUCAUUUUCAAUAAAAUUGACCUACCCCACAUAAUAAACACGGAGUGCUCUAUGAACUGCUUACUGUAACUUUAAGCGUAACUAAAGGGAACGUUAGUUUCAAUGGCUGUGUCUCAGUAGAUAGGACCAGGCGCGGUGUUCGCGCCCUUAGAGACCGUUGUCAGGGAAGGAGGAAGAGGAGGCGGAGGGAAGAGGAAGAAGCAGCUGCAACAUGGCGGAGGUAAGUUUAUGUUAUUGUGCUUACAUUGUUGUAUACAUAUCGGAAUAUCCAUAAUGCUUUGGUGCUUGGUAUCUGUGCGGGCGAAACCUUUAACUACUCUGUAUGAGUGAGCAGGCCGUGAUAAGUGUGAAUUGUGUGUCUGUGUGUAAAUAUAUAAUAAGGUGUGUGAGUGGGCCCGAGUACCGUGGAGUCAAACACCCCCUGGCCACUAUUCUCUUCCAAUUCAACUGCUCAAAUAUUUUAAGGACCACUAUAAGCACCCAGACCACCUCAGCUCAAUGAAGAGGUCUGGGUGCCAGGUCCCCCUAGUUUUAACUCUGCAGCUGUUAACAUAGCAAUGUCAGAGAAACUGCUAUAUGUUUACAUUGCAGGGUUAAUCCAGCCUCUAGUGGCUGUCUUCCUGACAGCCGCUAAAGGCGUUAACGCGACGCUCAAUGCGAAAAUUGCAUUGAGCAUGCAGAACGUCUAUAGGAAAGCAUUAAGUAAUGUUUUCCUAUGGGCCGUUUGAAUGCGCGCGCGUCUCUGGCUGCGCAUUCGGCUCCACUCGGGAGCUGACGUCGGAGGGGGAGGAGAGGUCACCAGCGCUGGGUUAAGGUAAGUGGCUGAAGGAACCUAUAUAGUGCCAGGAAAACGAGUUUUGUUUUCCUGGCACUAUAGUGGUCCUUUAAAUUGAACCUACUUUUCUACCUUAUCUUUUGUUUCACUAUAACUCACUCACCUUAGAACAGCAGCCCCCAAAAUGUAGAUCCCCAGAUGUAGAACAACUUCCAUGAUGCUAUGCAUGGCUUUGAAAACGACAAAGCAUCAUGGAAGUUAUAGUUUUAAAACAUCUGGUGGAUCUAUCUUUUGGGCACCCUGCUCUAGAAUGUAAGGUUAUUUGAGCAGGGCCCCCAACACCAUUUGUUCCUGUGUGUCUUACUUGUCUGGUUACAAAUAUGUGUCUGCUAGUCCACCCAUUGUACACCGCUACAAAAUUUGUUGGCACUUUGUAAAUAAUAAUAAUCACAUCUCUCGAAAUACUGCAUACAAUGAAAUACUGGAAAAUAGUUAUCGCUUUUGUUAAAAUUGUUUUGCUUGUGAUGCUCUGUAGUGUUGGAUAAGUCCUUAUUUGACCCAUGGUUCUGUGACAUCAUUUUUGGAACGGUCUGCUAUUUGCAUAGCAAUAUGCUAGUCUGUAAAAGAUUUAGCAUUUGACAUUAGAAAACAGUCCUGGCACCUGGACUUUGGGGCUUCGUUCAGGAGAGCUAGUGACUGGUCCCGAGUAGACACUUCAAGCUCUCCUGGAGGCUGCAAAGAGGUGGACCCCAGGUGAGAAGUCAGACCGUUCUAUAAAUCAUCUAGGACUGGUACAUAGUUCCCAACCACCACCUCACUAUAAAAAGGACUACAUUUACUCCUCCAGCCCAUGCCUGUCUAACACCCCUUUUGAUGGCCCAGGAGUCAUCACAGACCAGCAGGAAACUCAGAGGCAUGGCACGCCUGACAGGGAGCAGUCCAUAAACUCUCUAAAAUCUACUGGUUCCCGGAGUUGCCGCAGUUUGGUAAAACUUUGGCGUGGGCGCUCUCUGCCCCAGAGUCAUCAAACAGGGCUCUAUUUGGAGGGAUGAUUGCGUAGGUGGUGAGUUAUUGAACAAGACAAGACUUGAGGGACCUCCAAGUACCAGUGUGAAAGCACCUUCAUUUAAGGUGACUGAGACUUACCACCCAGCACUCUGAAAUUCUGCUCCAGAUCGGAGGAUGGUUGCAGCCCUGUCAAGAUUUGCAUUCAGUUUACUUGGGUUAGACACAUCCGAUCCGAGUGCUUUUUGGACAGAAUAGGCGAUCAGAGGAGAGCUUUCCAGGAAUUGCAUUGGUUUAGGGGUGCAGAUAUGGGAUCCCCAGUUUUUAUGCAAAAAUUAGGCGCAAAGGUAUCGGACACUGACACUUAGGUGCCAGACGUUAUGCAAUACAUAUUGGUGUCCCCCUGUUGGGUUCCCAGGUAUAAAAGAGUGUCACUUGUCCCAAUAAACCAGUUCUUAUUCACCCUUUACAAAGUCUUGGCUAGUGUUUGGGUGGAACAGCGAUAUUGGCUAUAAUCUCUGAGCUACAUUCACUCGGGCUAUAAUAACAAGGUGGAAAGGGGACCUUGGCAGCGACAUACAAGCUUUCUGCAGAUAUGCUGUUAAAGAGAGGUUCUUCAACCACUCAGGCUACUUCUGCACUGCAUACCUCUCCUUCCCCUGCAAUGUCAGGGAGAAGGCAUGGCCUUCUCAGCAAUGGGCCAAUCCAAUGUUCUUCAUAGAGGAGCAUGGGGGACUUAAUGCACAUGUGCAGCGAGCAACAUGUGAGCAUUCAAACUUUCCCAUAGGAAAGCAAUCAGUUUUUCUAUGGGGCCUCUGUGUAACAGGACAGUUUUUCUCGGUCAGUGCAGCUGAAAAGCCUCUAUUAGCUGUCAUACGGACAGCCACCAGAUGUGCAUUUAACCCUGCAAUGUAAACCUCAGGGACACUGCAGCCAGACCACUUCACUGAAACGAAGUGAUCUGGGUGACUAUAGUUUUAAAGUAAGGCUAAAAUAGCCAACAUGUGACAGAUCAGGCUUGAUCAGGGUGGAUAAAAAAAAAAGUGUAUUUAACUCUUUUGUUGAAUGUAGGGAGGCUAAUACUAGUAGGGACAGUAACACUAUUAUGUUAGGAAUACAGUUCUAUUCCUAGGAAUUUGUAUUCCUAACGUCCUGAUCCUUUAAAGGAACAUCCUAAUGUUAGUGAUACAAAUGUGUUCCUAAUAUUAUUGCUGUGGUUGUGAUAAAAAUUAGGUUCCUGGCACUGGCCACUCAUCACAAACUUGUCUUUCAAUAUCUUUUACCAACAUAGAAUGACUUGGCAUUUGCAACAAUGGAGAGGCUAGAUACAACUAAUUGAAUGCCACAUUCUAUUUUGGUAAUGGAUCUAAUAAUCAGAUUUGUUUUACUGGAUAGAUUAACACUGGUCCUUUAGAAUGGUAAUUUCAGAUUGUUGAACAUAUAAAUUAAAAACCUGGAUUCACUUUAGCACUCUGAAUUGUGUAGCAAUAUAAAUACGAAUUACUCUGUUCCUUAUAAAUACUGCUAUGAAUUAGAGCCCCGCUGCAAAUAUGUAUUUCAUUCAUUAAAACAGAAAAAGGAUCCAUGAGUGGCGGACUUUUAUUAUGGUUGUCUGAGAUCCUGAUUGCUUGAAUGUUUUAGCAUUUGAGCCACUGCAUUAUGAGGCACAGACUGACAUAUUUGUAAACCUAGGAAUUUAAACAUAGCAAUGAACAAUAGAAAAGAUAAUCCCAGUACAAUUACUAAUUAUUAAGCCACCCAACUAUCGUAGAGCAUUCUUUUAAUAAUGUAGGUAAGCUAACUUGGUUACACUCUGGCAUCUUUCCUGAAUUAAUCAUAUACUUAUAAGUUCUGUAACUUGGUUCUUAACAUGCUUUUCUCUUUUCUUCCACAGGCAGAGAUCGUAGAGGGAUGCAGACUGCCUGUUCUACGCAAAAACCAGGACAACGAAGUAGAAUGGCGUAAGUAAACACUAAAACACUUUACUUAACUUUACAAAGUCUAGAGGAAAAUUUUAAAGGACCACUAUAGGCACCCAGACCACUUCAGCUUAAUGAAGUGGUCUGGGUGCCUGGUCCAGCUAGGGUUAACCCUUUUUUUUUUUUUCUUCAGAGAAACUGCUAUGUUUAUAAAUAGGUUAAUCCAGCUAUGUUUAUAAAUAGGUUAAUCCAGCCUCCAAUCUUGACAGCCGCUAGAGGCGUUUGCGUGCCUCUCACGGUGAAAAUCACAGUGAGAAGACGCAAGCGUCCAUAGGAAAGCAUUAUGAAUGCUUUCCUUUGAGAGUGGCUGUGCGCGCCGCUCCUCCUGCCGCGCAUGCGCAUUCAGCCGAGGAGGAGGAGAGCUCCCUGCCCGGCACUGGAGAAAGAGGUAAGUUUAACCCCUUCCUCUCCCCAGAGCCCGGCGGGAGGGGGACCCUGAGGGUGGGGGCACCCUCAGGGCACUAUAGUGCCAGGAAAACAAGUAUGUUUUCCUGGCACUACAGUGGUCCUUUAAGCUUUUGGCACAGUGUGUUCUGUUUUUUUUGUGUUUAAUUUGUACCUGCAUAGAUAUCUGAAUCCAUGGUAAAGAUGAGACCGGGGGAUAUGAUAGAAACAUUUAAAUACAUAAAGAGAAUCAACAUAGUAAAUGUGGAGACUAUAUAUGAGAAGAAAAACUACCACAACAAGAGAACAUAGUUUUAAAAUAGAGGGGCAAAUGUUUAAAACUAAUAUCAGGAAGUACUACUUUACUGAGAGGGUAGUGGACGCAUGGAAUAGUCUUCCAGCUGAAGUGGUAGAAGUUAACAAAGUGAGGAGUUUAAGCAUGCGUGGGAUAGGUAUAAGGCUAUCCUAAACUUAAAGGGACACUGUAGGCACCCAGACCACUUCAGCUCAUUCAAGUGGUCUGGGUGCAAUGCCCCAUGUCCCUUAACCCUGCAAUAGUAAUUAUUGCAGUUUCUGAGAAACUGCAAUAAUUACCUCUUAGGGUUAAAGGGAUUCUCCAGUGCCAGGAAAACAUAUUAGUUUUCCUGACACUGUAGGACCCUCUAGUGCCCCUCUACCUCCCACACCCCAUCCCAAGUUGCGCUCACACCCCCCCUCCCUCGGCGCUGGGUCAGGCUCCUCCCGGGAGAGACCUAAUGCGCAUGUGCGGCAAUGGCCGCGCACGCGCAUUAGACCUCCCCAUAGGAAAGCAUUGAACAAUGCUUUCAAUGCUUUCCUAUGGGGAUAUUGGCGACGCUGGAGGUCCUCACAUAUCUUGAGGACGUCCAGCGUCGUUUUAAACCACUUUUCGUGUUCUAUGAACACGGAAGUGUCCUCUAGUAGACAGCCACUAGAGGAGGACUUAACCCUGCAAUGUAAAUAUUGCAGUUUAUGAAAACUGCAAUAAUUACACUUGCAGGGUUAAGGGUAGUGGGAUUUGGCACCCAGACCACUCCAAUGGGCAGAAGUGGUCUGGGUUCCUGGAGUAUCCCUUUAAUUCCACCUCUAGUGGCUGUCUACCAGAUGGCCACUAGAGGGACUUCCGGAAUCGAAACGGACCUCCAGCGUAAGAUUUUUUUUUUUUUCCCAUAGGAAAGCAUUGAAUAAUAAAAUAAAAAAUAAAAAAAUCCUUAUGCAAGCGUGGCCAUUGCUACGCAUGCGCAUUAGGUCUCCCCCGCCGGCUGACGUGGGUGGAGUCUGACCUAGCGGCGAAGGGACAUCGGUACUGAAUUCAGGUAAGUGACUGAAGGGUUUUUAACCCCUUCAGCACCGUGGGAGGUUGGGCAUGAGGGAGGGGGGCACUGCAGGAGCCUAUAGUGCCAGGAAAACUGGUUUGUUUUCCUGGCACAAUAAAAUCCCUUUAAGGUUAGGUCAGGGACUAAUGAAAGUAUGAAGAAAAUUGGGCAGACUAGAUGGGCAAAACAUUUAUCUGCCGUCAAAUUCUAACUUUCUAAGUUAAUUAUUGUUUAGUAUUAAGCAUGGGCUGUGGAAAAUGUGCAUAUAUAUGUGUUCAACAAUAAAAAAAUGUUAAUGCUGAAAAAUAAACACCAUCCAUAAAGAGAACCCAGCUCAUUGUACUGACUAGAUAAUGUGUGAAAGUUAUAAUAAUUUUGUAGCCUGGAGUGUACUUGUAAUGCUCAUUAAUAGCACUCUACUUGAUUAAAACUUUAAAAACAAAUAUGAAACGAUUACAGAUUUUCUUUUCCGUUAUGCUGCAGCAGAGGAAUGGGUUUAUAUGUAACAUACUGAUCUCUCUACACAUUGUCCCUUUGCAGCACUGGCGGAAAUCCUGAGUGUCAAGGACCUGAGUGGGAAGAAGCUCUUUUAUGUUCAUUAUAUAGACUGUAAGUGAACAUCUGCGAUACUAGGAACAGAAAGUGUUGUGUUAAAUUGGCACAGUGUUAACCCCUUAAGGACACAUGACAUGUGUGACAUAUCAUGAUUCCCUUUUAUUCCAGAAGUUUGGUCCUUAAGGGGUCAAUGCAGUCUUUUUUUUUUUUUUUUUUUCUGUGGCUGGAAAAAGCAAAGUAGCUUGGCACCUCUAUAAAUCACAGUGGAAUUUUAUGGGCUUGGUAGGUCAACCUUUGUAUUUCCAUAGCUGGUGAAUUGAAACAGCUGGAUGCUACUCUGUAUUACAAAUUAAAUCAAAUCCUGGCUAAAAAUGAAAUUAUACACAUGUUGUGUGCAACCUAAAACAUGCCCUUCUUUUUAUCUUUAUUAUUUUCUGGAAAGCUGCCUAUUCUGUAUACACAAACAUGGUAGCAAAAUUGGCAACUGAUUUUCUGUCAGAUUGAUGAGGAGAUGCUAGGCUUUUCUGGCACAGACUGGUGUCCUCUGCAAAUGUCUAAUAAUUCCAUGUGUGGAGGUUAAGUUAAAUGCUUGUGCUGGAUAUAUCAGCAAUAUAACAGUCUUUUGUUUUUAUUUUUUUACCAUAUAAUCUUGCAUUUACACUUCAUGCUUAUUUAGCAUUUUUGACUUUUUUUUUUUUAACACUUGAUUCUUAUUUUCUCAAACUGCUUCCUUUUUUGUUUUUUGUUUUUAUAUAAAGUUAACAAGAGGUUAGACGAGUGGGUCACUCAUGACCGCUUGGACCUAAAGAAAAUUCAAUUUCCAAAAAAAGAAGCAAAAACGCCAACAAAGAAUGGGCUGUCUGGAUCUCGACCAAGUUCGCCAGAACGAGAAGUGGUAAGCUUCUCAAGCAUUCCCUUACCCCAACAAAAUUCUAUAGCACUUACCAAGGUGAGAAGUACAACAUAAGUACAGCAAAAGUUAAAAUAAAAUAAUAGAGAGAAAAAAAACAACCUCAUCAAAUUAUUCUGAAAUGCUUUAACAGUGCAAUGCUCAGGAUUUACUUCUAAUGUGCUAUUUGUUCUUAUGCUCACAGUGGGGGUUAAAUUUGUUUGCAUGGGUUCCACAGUCUAUGCCAGGAUAGACAAGCAUAUAUACAAUGAAAAUUAGGAAUCCAUGCAGGACUAGGAUAACACGAAAAAAAUUAUGUUCUUGAUUGCUGAGGGGAAAAAGCUUAUUUUUAACUGAAGCUGUUAUCCCUAGGCCAUUUUAAGGUGAUUAUUUAAUUAGUGCAUUAAGAAAAUGGUGCCACUUCCUGCCUGAAGUGAACCCUUAAUAUUCAGUUGUAGCACACUACAAGAUGAAAAGUCAGUUGUUUGUAAUGAACUUGAUAAUUUGAGCAUUCAUCGAUCUGCUAAAUUGGUUAUAUUUUUGAAUUAACAUGACUUCAUUUUCCAGUGAUUUGAUCUUUGCUACAGAAAAUACAGACUUAAAUACAAUCUGUUAGCCAUUUGGGAAGUUGAAUGUACGCUUACAAUUAAAACAAUGGUUUUUCAAGUGUUUUUAUCUGCAGAAGAAAAAAAAAUGCCACUAUUGGUACUAAUAAUGCCUGUGGAAGAAUUGAACUCAGACUGUGAUGAACCUAGAAGAGAAGUUUAUUUUUUCAGCAGGAUCUUGCUAUGAGAUAAAGUAAAUAUGCAUGCAUCUCUCAGACCAUCGCGACUUGUUUAUAUCAUUCUUUAAUUAAGCAGGUGCAGAGGAAGAUUCCUGAACUUAUCCUGCCUCCAGUUACUGCCCCUGCAGGAGGAGGGAAAUCACUCCCUGUGCCGGUAAAAUGCCUUUUGUUUUCAUAUUACACUUUUGCCUCUAAUCUGCCUCUCUGGUUUUUGUAUGCCCAAAUUAAAUCUGUUACAUCCUGCACCACCUUGCCGUAUAAAAACAUUUUACUGUUUCCAUUUUCGUCCAUUGUUAAUGUUUCUUUUAAAAAUCUUUUGCAUUUAUCUCCUUCUAGAAAAGGAAAGUAGAAGUGGUAUCGCCAGCAACUCCUGUUCCACCAACUCCAGAGACCACCCAGGCCUCGGUCUUCCCACAGGUAAAAUCCUCAGCAUUUAAAUCCUUAUCACUGAUUUUUAAGUUUUUUUUUGUUUGUUUUUUGCACACACUGAAAUCCUACGUUAUUUAUUAACAUAUUUCAAUUCUAAUGAAGGUGGAUUCCUUACAAGUACAAUAUUUAAAGGGAUACUAUAGUCACCAGAACAACUGCAGCUUAUUGAAUGUGUUCUGGUGAGUAGAAUCAUUACCUUCAGGCGUUUUGCCGUAAACACUGUCUUUUCAGAGAAAAUGCAGUGUUUAUAUUACAGCCUAGUGAUAACUUCACUGGCCACUCCUCAGAUAGCUGUUUGAGAUCCUUCUUGGGUCAUGGCUGCAUAGAAUGCAUCCAAUCAUUCAGUAUCUCUUCCCUCUGCAUGCAGACACUAAACUUUCCUCAUAGAGAUUCAUUGAUUCAAUUCAUCUCUGCUAUCUGAAAAAAUAACCCAGUGGGAGCUGUCACUGGAUGCAGAGUUCUGCAUGGGACGAACACCUAGUCUAAUAAAAUAUCUCUAGUUUGAUCUUAAAAAUCACUUUCAGACUGAUUAAAGGACCACUAUAGUGCCAGGAAAACAAACUCUUUUUCCUGGCACUAUAGGGUCAUUAGAUCCCCUCCCGCUGGGCUGAAGGGGUUAAAACCCACUUACCUUUCUCCAGCGCCGGGCUCCCUCUGUGCUGGGCAACUCUCCACCCUCUGCCGACAUCAGAUCCGAAUGCGCAUGCGUGGCAAGAGCCGCGCAUGCUUUCAAACCACCCAUAGGAAAGCAUUACUCAAUGCUUUCCAUACCACGUCCAGCAUCUUCUCACUGUAAUUUCAGUGAGAAUCGCGGAAGCACCUCUAGCGGCUGCCAGUGAGACAGCCACUAGAGGCUGGAUUAACCCUCAGUGAAACAUAGCAGUUUCUCUGAAACUGCUAUGUUUUCAGCUGCAGGCUUAAAACUAGAGGGACUUGGCACCCAGACCACUUUAUUGAGCUGAAGUGAUCUGGGUGCCUAUAGUGGUUCUUUAACUGUUUACUUCUUAAGAAAAAGUAUGAAAAAUGUUAAAAACCAAAGCUUUGCUGUUAUUCCCAUUCAAAGGAAAAGCUCCAAACAAGAAUUUUACGAUUAGUUGCUAAACCAUAUGAAAACAGGCCCACGUUACACUUGCUGAGAAUAAUCAGAGCUUAAAGCGGCACUACAAGCAGACUUUUGAAAGCAUUAUAUAGAAAGAAAACAUGCAUUUGAAUAGUGAAAGAAAAAGAACAAUGUGAACAUUCUUCUUUUGGAGAUUUUAACAGGAUCUAAUCAGUGCCCUCUUUCUCAUGGAAACCAGGAACUGUCUGAAUUCUCAACCAAUUUUGUGUUGUCUAACUUUUUUUGGUGAGAAUUAAUGAGCAUGCAACAUGCAUCAUGGCAUAAUACACAUGUCAUUGGAAACCCUAUAUUUGCAACCUUUCAUUGGUUUUUCAUAAAUGAUUAAGAAAAAUGUUAUUGAUAGAACAGGUUAUAGUGUCAAGUUAGGUUUUCAGUCAGAGUAUUUCACUUGUUCCUGGAAGUGAGAGACUGAGGACAGAAUGUGUUUUUCUUAAUGUGGUUUGUGCUCUCCUAGAUUUGUAGAUCACAUAUUUAAAUUUGCACACCAACUACCUAAGCAUGUAUCUUAGCUGAGCAAUUAAAGGUAGAAUUAUGAUUACAUUUGACUUAAUACUCAGUCAAAAGGCUGCAUAGAGCAGAAUGCAGACAUGUAUUGUGAACAGUAUGAUACGGGGGACAAUUUCAAGGCAACAGUUUAGAUUAAAUGUGGAUUUACUUUAUGGUCUUCUAAUUUUUCUUUACAGAAUGGAGCAGCACGCAGGCCUAGUGCCCCCACUGUACCAGCUGGACGGAAGCGAAAGUCAAAUAGCCUGAGUGCAGAUGAGGUGAGAAUUAGAAGUACAAGUUGUUCAUGCAAAGUGUUCAGAAACCUCCCUCUCCCUCUGAGUAGAUUAGUGCGCUGUACACUGAAAAUGAGACUGCCUAAUUGAGCUGAUCACAAAGAGAUAACAUGCCAUUGUCAUCAGGUCGCUUAGCACUUUGCUGGAAUUUUAUUUAUAUUUCUAAGCCAUGGCACACAUCAUUGACUGGAUGACUGGUCACAAAUUAAGCUAACCCUUUAAACCAUAGAUUAUCUCUGGUAUUUUCUGUUAUACAUCAUGUUUUACAAACACUUCACACUUGUUAUUUUUCUUUUCCCACGCUGCGAGUGAACAUUUAACUUAUUUAGCAUGUCACUGUCAUUUCAUGACUUUGUUUUUCUAAGGGUCUUGACUGUUUAUCACAUUCACAAUAACAUUGCCAUCAGAUAUUUUUUUUUUUUUGGUUCAUGAGUAGAAUAAACAGUGUAAUGUCCCUGUCAACUACUAAUUUUUGUAUUGCUUAGUCAUAGAGUAAGAAUGGGGGAGGAUUCUGAACACCCUAUUUCAGUGCACACUAUAUAUAUAUAUAUAAAUAUACACUUCCCAGUGUGUAUAUAUCUGUACACGUGUCUCCCUUACAAUAUGUGACGAAGAGACGCUGGUCUGUUCCGAUCCCUUCUCCCGGGCCAAGAUUUGUGGCGCCCGGCCCCACCCAAGAGGAUGCUGCUGCCCCUAUAUCUGAAUUUAUGGGUUCCCCGGAAGAGGUAGGUCUUACCCUGAUCUGUGUGCUCCCUGGAGUUAAGUGACCUAAUGACAGAGACAUGUUAAGAAUCGUUACUAAGGAGAACAGUGACCAACAUAAAUUAAGUGUAAAGAUUAAAUGUUCAAGACAAUUAUCUAGUGACAUUUGGAAAUUAUUUUGGCCAGUGCUUCCUAUGAUUGUAGUAACUUUGUGACAGUGACGUUUUGAAUGGGUCAACAUGUAAUCAGUGUGACUGUGACGUGUAUUAUUGGCUAAAACACCAGUCCUGCUUUACCUUUGCCCACCACUGCUGUUCUAGGAUUCUCAGGACAGCUCCGAUGGUAUCCCCUCUGCCCCUCGAAUGACAGGAAGCUUGGUUUCUGAUCGUAGCCAUGAUGACAUCAUUACUCGAAUGAAGAACAUUGAGUGCAUUGAGUUGGGCCGCCAUCGCCUCAAGCCUUGGUAUUUCUCUCCAUACCCUCAGGAACUGACUGUACUGCCCGUCCUUUACCUUUGCGAGUUCUGUCUCAAAUACUUAAAAAGCCUUAAAUGUCUACAGAGACAUUUGGUAAGUGCACAUUAUCACACCUGAAGCUCUUCUUGAGAUUGGGGUGAUGUGGGGUGUUGACUUUUGGUGGGUUGCAGGUGCAAUUUUAGUUGGAUGCACAAGACCAGUUUACAAUUUAUUUUCAAUCUCCCUUCUUAAAAUUGCAGACCAAAUGUAACCUACGGCAUCCCCCUGGGAAUGAAAUCUACAGGAAAGGAACAAUCUCAUUCUUUGAGAUAGAUGGACGCAAGAAUAAGGUGAGAGAGACUCUGGAACCUUGGUUCUUAUUUAAAAUAAUAUCACAUACAGAUAAGUCUGUCAAUAUUUCAAGCAUUCAACUAGGAGUUUAGAAAGAGCAAGGUAUCUAUAAAGGGACACUAAGCACCAGAACCACUACACCUUAAUAUAAUGUUCUGGUGCAAAGAGUCUUUCCCUGCAGGCUGACAGUUUUUUUAGAUGAGGCAGUGUUUACAUUUGUCCAUAAGGUCACCUCUUGCAUCUGUCAUUCAGAUGGCUUCUACUGGCCCUUCCUGGUGUGUGUUUGUGUCUUUAUGCUCUGCGUGAAGGUGCCAUCUGCUUCCUUUAGAGAUUCAUUGAUCUAAUGCAUCUCUAUAAGUAUAUGCUAAUUGAUGCUUUAAAAAAAAAACAUUAGCGGCAGAUAGGGGCCUAAGUGAUAAUGGGAUCCACCCACGUAAGUAUUUUAUUAGGUUGCCAUGUGCCAGGUCCCCCUUCAUUAAAUUGUGGGGGUCUUUUCUAGUAGACAUGCCCCUAUUCGCGGCGUAGGGGCAGGAGGGAGACUUUACAUAGCUGAAAAGAGACUUGUGUCCAUUAAGUUCAGCCUUCCUCACAUUUGUUUUUUGCUGUUGAUCUAAAAGAAGGCAAAAAACCCAGUUUGAAACACUUCCAAUUUUGCAACAAACUAGGAAAAAAAUUCCUUCUUGACCUCAGAAUGGCAGUCAGAUUUAUCCUUGGAUCAUGCAGCUAUUACCCUGAAUAUUCUGUUUUUGCAAGUAUGCAUCUAGGUGUUGUUUCAACAUCUGUAUGGACUCUGAUAAAACCACUUCUUCAGGCAGAGAAUUCCACAUCCUUAUUGUUCUUACAGUAAAAAACCUUUUCUUUGCCUUAGACGAAAUCUUCUUUCUUCCAGUCUAAAAGCAUGACAUCGUGUCCUAUGUAAAGUCUGGUUUGUGAAUAGAUUUCCACACAAUUGUUUAACCUCCCUUAUACUAAUAUUGACCCCAUAUAAUGAGAAGGGAAUUUAGGAAGUGGUGGGGAGCUUAGCUCCACCAACUUCUAAUUUUACAUAUUACCUGGAGGGAGUCACAAGCCAGUAGUAAUAAACUACACAAACGAAGUCAUAAUUUUUGUAAUUUCUAUUUGUUCAUUCGCCUUUUUGACAAAUGGAUGAAUAGCUGAAAUUCGUAACAAAAGCGACUUUCAAAGCGCAAGCUAGAGUAGGCAGAUGAAGGCCCUGCGGCACACGUCAUCCAGAAAAACAAAGAUGGCGCCGCCUAGGACCUAGAUCUGGAGAAGAAAUGAAGCUAUAUUUAAAAAAAAAAAAAUAGUGGACUUAGAGGCAUUUGAGGUGAUUUGGGGAACAAGAAAGGAGGAGUUGGGUUAAAACACAAAAAAGGAGAACAAGGGGAUGUCAUGACAGUCUUGCUUUCAUGGGCCCCCUAGAAGUAAUUGGGAAAAAAAACAACUUGCCUUAUUUUCCCUGAAGCCCCAUCCCUGCUGGCUUUGAACUUCAGUUCACCACAGGGAAGCAUAGGGGGGCUAAUGCAUGUGGUCAAAUAUAUAUUUAGUACAUUUGCAGAAAUAUAGAAGAUGUGAAAAAUUACGUUGUGUGGUUUUAGUUGCAUGUGCACAUGGGUAUAGAUGAAUGUGUGUUUGUGAAGAUAUGUAUACAUUACAGGUACUCCUCAAUUACCGACCGGGUUCAUUUCCUACGGCCCGGUCAUAGAACGAAUUGGUCAGUAAGUGAGGAGUUAAGGGAUUCCCUGCUCGUGUGCGCUUGUCUAUGUUUGGGGAAAUUUCACCGAACAUAGACAAACGCACACGAGCAGGGAAUCCCUCUAAUCUAUGGAAAUGGGAAAUGUCCCUGAACAUAGACGAACGCAGCAGAGCAGGGAAUCCAUCUAAUUCCCACGACGGCUCACACUUACCACCGCGCGAGAGAGCAGGUCGUAAGUGCGAGCUGUCGCAAAACGAAGACCACCUGUACAGAUGGAGAUGUUUUAGUAGAAUUGAGGUUUCUGGGUAGGUGUGUCUAUAUAUGGUGUGUGAUUUUAAUUUUAAACCAGUUUACUUGAGCUGGUGGCUGGGUAAUAGAGCUGCGAGCACUGAACACGUGAUUGAUGGAAGUUUAACUCUCUGAGCAUUGAAAAUGUGACAGUCACCACAGUGCACCAUUUCUUCAUAGAGCUGCAUUAUACAAUUACACCUCUAAGGGGACGUUCUAUGUUUUCAUCCUGAGAGUGAGGAUGCUGAAUGUCUGUUCUGCAAAUAUUGCAGGACUGUAAUAAGAACCUCUAGUGGCUGUCUUGAGUGACAGUCACUAGAGCUAGUGUUUUUAAAGCAAAGGCUGCAGGGACAAGCUUUUCGCACAAAAACCACUGCAUUAUGUUUUAGUGUUUCUAGCACUUCUGAGUUUCCCCUCUGACUUCAAAUGUGCUGAACUUGUGGGCAGCAGGAUUUUUAACCCUGCAGCUUCUGGUUAGAGGUAUCGGGAACAAAUGUUGUAUGUACCUCGCACUCUCUUGUAUGCUUGGUCCCCAUCCACUGCUUGGAUCAGUCUGGCAGUUUGGAGCACCAAGCAAAAUGGUCUAAAUGUACUAAUAUGUUAGAGACUUGCCAUUCAUUGCUGGUCUUUUUUUUUAAUUCCCAUUUCAGAGUUAUUCUCAGAAUCUUUGCCUGCUGGCAAAGUGUUUUUUGGACCACAAGACCCUAUACUACGACACAGACCCAUUCCUCUUCUAUAUCAUGACUGAAUACGAUUCAAAAGGCUUCCAUAUUGUUGGCUACUUUUCCAAGGUGUGCAGCUUUUUUGAAAUGCCAUGAAUGCUGUGUUGCAGAGUAGAUGUUAAAUUUUUGCUAACCCAUAAUCAUACAAUUUUCUCUACUAGGAGAAGGAAUCCACAGAGGACUACAAUGUGGCCUGUAUACUGACACUGCCUCCCUACCAGAGAAGAGGAUAUGGCAAACUUCUUAUUGAAUUCAGUAUGUACCCUGAGAUUCAUACAAUUCACAAAUUUGUCUCUCUGAAAUGCUUGUCUCUCAUCACCUACCCUAUCCUUCAUUCUAGGUUACGAGCUUUCAAAGGUGGAAGGGAAAACAGGAACCCCUGAAAAACCACUAUCUGAUCUAGGACUUCUCUCAUACCGCAGUUACUGGUCCCAGACAAUCUUAGAGAUUCUAAUGGAACUGAAGUCAGAGACUGGAGAGAGACCACAAAUUACUAUAAAGUGAGAAGGGUUUGUGGGAUAAUUAAGGGAACAUUUGUGUUAAAGCAUCUUGAAAACCAUGCUUGUCUAAUGAACUGCAUACCAUACUGUAGAUACCAUGAAUGCACAGAGUCUAGAUGUGCUGAGAAUAAAAGGUACAGUGUUGAUUACAUUUUUAAAUGUGCUAAAAUUGCUUUUUAAAACUUUUCUUUGCAGCGAUAUCAGCGAACUCACGAGUAUUAAGAAAGAAGAUGUUAUAUCCACAUUACAGUACUUGAACCUUAUCAACUACUAUAAGGUAAACUGCCUUUUGCGAGGGUGGAAACCUGUCAUCAUAGUGAACCCAAACUAUUUUUUCAAAAAUCAUACUCAAUAUUGGUACUCUUUUAUGGAGAUGUAUAUUUUCUGUCUGCAUGUGUAAUGUGUUUCACUGACGGCAAUAUUUAUCACAGUUUAACAACUGUGAGGUGUUUGAAGUUCUCAGAGAAAAUCAAUACAUACUUAUUUUAGACUUUUAAUAUAUAAACUCUUAUUAGAAGCAAAAACAGCCUAUUUUCUUGGUAACACCAUAUGUGUGACUUAUUCUCCUUUGAUAAGCCAUGUUCUGAUCACAUGAAAGCCUGCAGUCUAAAAUGUGGCAUUUCUUUUCCUCUCUUUCCCCAGGGACAAUACAUCCUGACAUUAUCAGAAGAUAUUGUGGAAGGUCAUGAUCGAGCCAUGCUCAAGAGAGUGCUGAGGAUAGAUUCUAAAUGUUUGCACUUUACUCCCAAGGACUGGAGCAAAAGGGGAAAGUGGUAGAGUAGCAUGGUUUUAGACAGGCAGGAUAUGAGGGCAAGAAGCAACUGAAAAUGCAAUGUGAAACUGGAAACCAGGUGGAAAAUACAAAUUAGGGCUUAUUUGAACCUACUCAUUACACUGUGGUUUUUGUUUUAGAAGUAGGGUUUCUGGUAGUUGUAUUUAUGAAAGGCAUUGAGAAGUUGGGGUAAAGUGAAACGGUCAUGGUUUCCCUUUUAGAUAUAAUAGCUCUCAAGGCUGUAAAUAUAUAAUCUAUUAUCAGUUAUAUAUUUGUGCUGUGGGACCUGUUAUAGGGAUACUCACCUGCUACUCCUUGUUCCAGUGCCUCCAUUCUCAGGGUAGGUGGAUGUUACACUGUUGUAACACCCACCCUCUGCUGGUGUUGUUGGAACUGCUUGGGGACACAACCAUGCUGACUUCACUUGCUGAAAAACAAUGUCAGUUCAUCCUGUACUCCCGUUGCAAGAAGGAAUAGCAGAGUGAAAGGAGCAAAGCAAAUUUUCCUUCUCUCCCCUGCUUUUUUUACACAUGAAUGCCAUUGAGGUCUAAUGCAGAGAAUUGUUUGGGGAAGGGACAGAACUUGAACCGGCAUUACAUUAUCUGUUUACUAGCACAAUAUCUAUAGAUGAAAUGUAAUGUUUGAUCAAUUAAACCAAAGUUGUGUAUUUUAUGGCUGGUAUUGUAACAAAUUCAAUUUUUCUAUAGACUAAUUACUUUAACUCUUAAACCCACAUGAUUAGUGUUAACAUGCAGAUAUUUAUUUGAAUCCUAGUCUCAGUAAAUGUCCAAUUCUCUACCAACUGUAGUUGCUUCAUUCAAAUAAGCCCUUAUUUCACGCUGGUUUUAGCUUGAUGUAAGAGAAGUCAAAUUAACAAGUACAUGGAAGAGAUUACAAAACUGUUACAAGGUAUUCCAAUUUUGCCACUUCUGAUGCUGAAAAUGUGGAUUCUGAGCAGGAAGUGUGGACAGUAUCGCCCAGUGUAAUUAGAAACUGUAAAUACAAGUGUUUUUAUAUCACCACUGUGCCGUCUAUUUUAUUUAAGUGUGGAAACUGUUAAUACAGAUCAUAGUGUGUAAAGAGAGCGAUGCAUUCCUACUUAAAGAAACAGAUACUGGUUAUGGUAAGCACGUUUAUUUUCUCACAGUUAUCCAAAUGUCUUCAUUUUUCUAAUCAACCGGUGCAUGGAUCUAGGGGGAAAAAAAUAAAUAUAUAUACUUUACAUUUGAAGCAAUACUACACUCAUACACCCUGCCCUAGGCCAGCUAUAAAUGGCUAUUUUACCUUUAUG
This is a messenger RNA of Pelobates cultripes (western spadefoot toad), 16849 nucleotides long. The record is from the annotation of a GenBank genome assembly. Lineage: Eukaryota; Metazoa; Chordata; Amphibia; Anura; Pelobatidae.